AUGCCUCUCACGCUCCAGGUCCCCAACGAGUAUGGCUACGUCCUCCUCGUCGCCGCCUCGACAUUCUUCAUCAACACCACCCACGUCCUCCUGACGAGCAAGUACCGCAAGGCCAGCGGCCUCGUCUACCCGGCCCCCUACGCGUCCAACGAGCAGGCCGCCAAGGAUCCCAAGGCCUACCAGUUCAACUGCGCCCAACGCGCCCACGCCAACUUCACCGAGAACCAGCCCUCGUUCCUCGGCGCCCUUCUCAUCUCCGGCCUUCGCUACCCCGUCGCCAGCGCCGUCCUCGGUGCCGGCUGGGCCUUCUCUCGCAUGAUCUACGCCUUUGGCUACACGAGCGGCGCCGGCCCCAAGGGCCGCACUCGUGGUUCCAUUGGAUCCUUCCUCUUCGACAGCCUGCUCAAGUUCACUGCCGUCUACACUUCGAUUUCCAUAAUCAUGAACUGGUAA
This is a messenger RNA of Colletotrichum spaethianum, 453 nucleotides long. RefSeq names its product microsomal glutathione S-transferase 3. Gene Ontology annotation, cellular component: nuclear envelope; endoplasmic reticulum; membrane. The transcript has 4 exons. NCBI's taxonomy places the organism in Eukaryota, Fungi, Ascomycota, Sordariomycetes, Glomerellales, Glomerellaceae. The record is from RefSeq and is a predicted model, not a curated record. Gene Ontology annotation, molecular function: glutathione transferase activity; glutathione peroxidase activity. The coding region runs from base 1 to 453 and encodes 150 amino acids.